GAGGCAGUGGGUGUAGCUUGCUCCGGGAUUGUGGGUGGAGAGCGCACUGUUUGCCUAUAAGGAGCUGUCCACCAUCUCGGUGCUGAAUCUCUAUUCAGCUCUGUAGGCUGCAUUCCUCUCCAGUUCGCCUGGCCGUUGGAUGUGUCUCUUUAAGGAGUGUGUGCAGGGAAUGUCUGCAGCUGAGCCUGGGGUGACUGGAUGCUGCUGAGCGCCACAGGAUUGUCUGAACGCAACACAGAGAUCUGGUAUAAUUCACACACAAACUGUGUCACUUGGAGCGAAAAACAUGGAUUCAGAAGCAAAACUGUUUUGUGCUUUUCUAUAUGUCUUCUCUGCUACAUGGCAUCUUGGAUCAACAGCUGUAAAUUAUAAUUGCGACGAUCCACUGGUAUCCACGCUCCCAGUGUCGGCAUUUGACAGCUCCUCAGAACUUUACACUGGUUCCAGCCACAGCAAUGCGAAGCUUAACAGUCAACACGGAGCUGGUGGCUGGACCCCACUGGAGUCUGACACAAACCAGUGGUUACAGAUUGACCUAAAAGAAAGAUUUGAUAUCACAGGGGCAGCCACACAAGGCAGAUACGGAAGCUCAGACUGGGUAACACGUUUUAGCGUUAUGUUCAGCGAUACAGGACGUAACUGGAGACCGUAUCACCAUGACAACACCAUCUGGGUGUUUUCAGGAAAUACAAAUGCAGAUCGUGUGGUGAACCACAAGUUCCAGCAUUCCAUAAAAGCCAGAUUCCUACGAUUUGUUCCAAUGGAGUGGAAUCCAACUGGGAGGAUUGGAAUGAGAAUUGAAGUCUUUGGCUGUGCAUAUAAAUCUGAUGUAGCUGACUUUGAUGGCAGAAGCUCCCUCCUCUACAGGUUCAAUCAGAAACUGAUGACCACAUUUAAAGAUGUAAUUUCCCUGAAGUUCAAGAGCAUGCAGAGUGAUGGAGUAUUAUUUCACGGGGAAGGCCAGCGAGGGGACUAUAUCACUCUAGAGUUACAGAAAGGAAGAUUAUCUCUCUACAUAAACCUAGGGGAUGCCAAGCUUCGUUUUGGUAACACUCACACUGUGGUCACUUUGGGAAGCCUUCUGGAUGACCAGCACUGGCAUUCUGUUCUGAUAGAUCGGUUCAAUAAACAAGUCAACUUCACAGUUGAUAAAUACACCCAGCAUUUCCGCACCAAGGGAGAUUCAGAUGACUUAGACAUAGACUAUGAGUUCAGCUUUGGAGGGAUUCCAGUACCGGGAAAACCCGGAACAUUUCUGAAGAGAAAUUUUCAUGGCUGCAUCGAGAACCUAUAUUACAAUGGAGUAAAUAUUAUUGAUUUGGCCAAGAGACGCAAACCUCAGAUCUACAUUGUGGGGAAUAUAACAUUUUCCUGCUCAGAACCCCACAUUGUUCCUGUUACCUUUAUCAGCUCUAGCACAAGCUACCUGUUAUUGCCGGGCACCAUGAAAAUGGAUGAACUCUCUGUUAGCUUCCAGUUCCGAACAUGGAACAGUGAUGGGCUUCUGUUGUCCUCUAAACUUUCUGGAGAUUCCGGUGUCCUCCUACUCCAGUUAUUUUCUGGGAAAUUGCUUCUGAUGAUUCAAAAGGAGAUUGCAAACAUACUGCCAAUAAGCACAGGCAGUGGUUUAAAUGACGGAUUAUGGCACACAGUUACUAUAAACGCAAGAAGACUUCGCAUGACGCUAACAUUGGACAAUGGGGCUGUUUCACCAGUUCAUGUCACGCUCCCAGUACAGAUUUCCACUGGGCACCAGUACUACUUUGGAGGCUGUCCAGAUCACCUUGCAGAUUCCUUUUGUAUAAAUCCAAUUUCUUCGUUCCAAGGAUGCAUGAGGCUCAUAUUUAUUGAUAAUCAGCCUAAGGACCUCAUUUUAGUUCAACGGGGCACCCUGGGGAAUUUCAGUGAUUUGCAGAUCGAUAUGUGUGGCAUUAAAGACAGAUGCCUGCCAAAUUACUGCGAGCAUGGAGGAGAGUGUUCCCAGACUUGGAGAACAUUUCACUGUGACUGUGAGGACACGGGCUAUGCUGACGCCACGUGCCAUAGCUCUUUGUUUGAGCAGUCGUGUGAGGCCUACAGACACAAGGGGUACCCCUCUGAUUUCUACUACAUUGAUUCUGAUGGAAGCGGACCACUUGCGCCUGUGCGUGUUUACUGCAAUGUAGCCGAUGAGAAAAUCUGGACCAUUGUUCAGCAUAACAUCACAGAGCUAACUUCUGUGCAUGGAUCAUUUUCUGGGAGACCAUACUCCACGUCAUUAAACUACAGUGCCAGUCCUGAACAAAUGGAAGCCCUGAUCAACAACGCUGAGUACUGUGAACAAGAGGUGACUUAUCAUUGUAGACAUUCCCGGCUUCUGAAUUCUCCUAAUGGAGCUCCAUACACAUGGUGGUUCGGGAGAGGCAAUGAGAGACACACGUAUUGGGGUGGAUCGCUGCCAGGACAGUGUGCCUGUGGUUUAGAGGAAAACUGCAUUGACAUGAGGCACUACUGCAACUGUGACGCUGACAAAUUUGAGUGGACAAAUGACACUGGAUUCCUGACCUUUAAAGAUCACUUACCAGUCUCUCAGAUUAUGAUUACUGACACAAACAGGCCAGGCUCAGAAGUGGCCUGGAAAGUGGGUCCAUUACGUUGCUAUGGUGACAGAAGCUUUUGGAAUUCUGCUUCUUUCUCCACAAUGGCUUCCUACUUGUACUUCCCAACCUUCCACUCCGAGUUCAGCACCGACAUAUCAUUCUUCUUCAAAACCACCACCUCAUCCGGCAUCUUUCUGGAACACAUCGGGUUGAGGGACGUGAUAAGAAUCGAGUUAGUGUCUCCCUACCAGGUCACAUUUUCAUUUGAUGUGGGAAGUGGUCCCAUGGAGGUUUCUCUUCAAUCAGUCAAGGCUUUGAAUGAUGGCCAGUGGCAUCGUGUUAGGGCUGAGAGGAAUAUUAAAGAAACCAGUCUUGUGGUAGAUAGCCAGCCAAGAAAACUUGUGCAGAGUCCAUCAGAUGCACGAGUCCGGGUCCAGGUGAACACUCAGUUAUAUGUGGGGGGGACCGCAUCCAAGCAAAAAGGGUUUGUGGGAUGUAUCCGCUUCCUCCAGCUAAAUGGACAAACCAUGGAUCUGGAAGAAAAGGCUAGAGUAACUCCGGGAAUCAGGCCGGGCUGUCCGGGCCACUGCACCAGUUAUGGCAAUUUAUGUCAAAACAAUGGAAAAUGUGUGGAAAAACGCAAUGGAUUUACGUGUGACUGCACAAAUUCUGCCUUUGAGGGUCCAUAUUGUAAGAAAGAAGUUUCUGCCAUGUUUGAAGCUGGAACCUCCGUCACCUAUGUUUUCCAGGAGCCGUAUCCCGUGUCCAGGAACGCAAGUUCAUCUGCGUCAGCAAUAUACGCAGACACAGUGAUAUCUAGGGAGAAUAUUGCAUUCAGCUUUCUGACGGGACAAACUCCAAGCCUUUUACUCUAUUUGAAUUCAUUCUAUCAGGAUUACCUGGCUGUGCUUCUCUGCAGAAACGGUAGUUUACAAGUAAUAUAUAAACUUGGCAAAGAAAUAAAGUAUGUUUUUACAAUCGACUCAGAGAGACUGGACAACCGAAGAAUACAUCAUGUGAAGAUACGUAGGGAAGGAAAAGAGAUAACCAUCCAGAUUGACAAGAUAAUUAAACAACAACAUAAUUUUUCAUCAGAACUCUAUCUGAAAGCAAUCAAAUCAUUGACUUUGGGGAAGAUUAUAGAUAACCCAGGGCUUGAUCCAGAGAUCUCUAGAGCAAAUUCAUUUGGAUUUGUUGGAUGUCUAUCUUCUGUCCAGUAUAACCAGGUGGCACCCCUUAAGGCAGCACUCCGACACCCUAGUAUAGCUCCAGUUAGAACCAUUGGAUCACUGUCUGAAAACAGCUGUGGAUCCAUCACAGAAAGUGACCUCAGUACAAUCACCACAACCUACUCCUCCUCAGAUCCCUUCGAGAAGACGGAUGACCGGGAGCCUUUGACAAAUGAAAUGAGAAGUGGUCCCGUUGUCAUUGGAGGUGUUAUAGCGGUAACGAUAUUUAUUAUUUUUUGCAUUGUUGCAAUAAUGACAAAAAUUCUUUACCGACACAAAAAGACACAUGGGAAAAACCAGUCCAAGGAAAAAGAGUAUCCAGUAAACACGGCCUAUUCCUUCAGGAAUGAAAUGGAUUUACAGAACACAGUUAGCGAGUGUAAAAAGGAAUAUUUUAUUUGAAAGACUUUAUUUCUAUACCAUUCUUCUUUUCCUCUCUCUUUUUAGCUUAUUCUUUACAGCAAUUUCCUCUGGAAAGAAAUAACCAAGCACUGACGUGCUGGCAAACAUCUCAUUGCCUCCUUCUUGUCAAAGGAUUGCCAGCUAUUUCUGCAGUUUAAGCAGCCUACCCUCCGUCUUGGACAGAAUUGGAUCCACCCACACGCAUGGUUUCAGAAGCAGUUUUCAUGGUCUUAUUUCUAUCAUUUUUGUAAAUGAGUGCCACACAGUGAUCAAGUCUUUAACUGCUUUUACAACCCACAACAACUUGGGAUUCAACAACGUGUCAGACCCUUUAUAAAUUCUGUUGCUGUUUGGCUUGUGAGAAUGACUUCAAUAAGAUGAAAUUAUAUCCAUGAUAGAUUAUUCAUUUUUAUGGCACUAAGUGAAUUUUUUUCAGAUGAUGUUUUCAUCUGUAAAUAGCAAUGGAACGAAAAGCCAUUACAGGUAUAUUGCAUAUUUAGAGAUGCUUUUUUUCACUGCUAAACCAAGUACAUAUACAAUAUUUAGCAAGUGUAAGGUGUUUAGGCCAAACUAGAUUUUAUAGUUAAUAAUAUGUUUGAUAUCCCAAAUAUUGUCCUCAGUUGGUUUUAUUUUUAUGUUAUUAUUAGUUCUAAUUUAGAAAAAUUAGAUUUUACAUCAGGGGAAGGCAUACAGAAAAAUUAAAGGGAUAAAGAAAAGGAGUUGGCAGUGGGGCAGACAUCAUUGACCUUAAUUUUAGGCAGCCUGGUCAUUAUGGAAAAAGGGUCUGUUUUUAUAUUCAACCUUUUUCACCUUUGUUGGAAAAUAGGAGAGCUUGCAUUAGAUAAAAUUAUAUAGUGGAAGCAUCACUUCCUGUUUAGGUGGUUAGCAAUGCACUCCUAGGGCAGAUCUUUCCAUGAUAACUAACAUUGUUCACAGGAGGGAGUGCAGCAGGGAGAAUAAGUUAGUGAGUCCUUACUGUAUAACUUGUUACCAUACAUAGUAAUGUUGCAGCUACAGUAACUUUGGACAGACUGGAAAAGGAACCCUGGCUCUUCCAUGAUAAGGUCAGGGUCAUUUCAUGAUGGGGUUUUGUAAAACCCCUGUUGCAUUUCAAGCACUUAUGAAGCACUAACCAUCCUUUACCUUCUACUCCUCCCAUCAAAGUACCCAUUCAUUGCACCUUUGGCAGGGUGGGGUAUAGCUCAUAGUUUUUCAUGGUAAAAAUUGAUUUCUCAAAUCCAACUUGGGGCAGUGAUGUACGUUAUGUUGCGACUCACUGCACUGCAAAUACAGACACCACAGCUCAUAGUGCUUAUAUUCCUCCUUGCAGUGACCGGCACAAGGAUUGGAGAAGAACAGCACUACAAUGACAUUGGUGUAUCUAGAUGGACAUUUUUUUUGUGUACCACAUAUGAAACAAUUUUUAAAUUCUUCUCCACUUGCUGUAAAUUGAAUCCUAAAAGAGAGAAAAAAAGAGUUGCUCAAAAAUACCUGUAUAAUAUGUCAGGUGCAUUGUUGAAGAUGAUGAAUGCCUAAAUCUUUAUACUCCUGAAGGUGUGAAGUAAAAUGCAUAUAGACUAUUUAAAACAUGAAAUAAAAUGUCCUUCUAGA
Molecule: messenger RNA, 5821 nt
Organism: Pseudophryne corroboree (corroboree frog)
Lineage: Eukaryota; Metazoa; Chordata; Amphibia; Anura; Myobatrachidae
Gene: CNTNAP5
Product: contactin associated protein family member 5
Exons: 24
Coding region: 287-4210 (1307 amino acids)
Source: RefSeq, a predicted model, not a curated record